This is a messenger RNA of Paramecium octaurelia, 4696 nucleotides long. The record is from the annotation of a GenBank genome assembly. NCBI's taxonomy places the organism in Eukaryota, Ciliophora, Oligohymenophorea, Peniculida, Parameciidae.
AUGUCUGAAUCUGAUUCUUAUUCUUAAAUAUAAUCUGAAUAGUCCGAUUAUGAUGAUUAAGUAGCUUGAUUUCAAUUAUUUUUAGCUUUGCUACUGGAUUAGAAAUUGUUUUAGAUUUCAAUAUGAUUUAGACCAAAUUUAGAUUAGAUUAAAUGAUGAACAAAAAUUAGAAGAUAAAUUGGAAUAUCUACGCCCAAUUCAUCAAUUAUUUGAUUCUUAUUAUUAUUUGAUUAACCAAAUAAAUAAAUACAAGCUAAGAUAUAAUGAUAACAAGUUAUACUAAACAUAUAUUGUAAAAUCAUAGAGUUUUUAAAAUGAAAUAUCAGGAAGAUGCCUUCAAAUUAUCACUUAAAUCGACUAAAUUAAUUAUUUAUACGAUAAACUAGAACAGAUAUAUCAAAUAUUUGUUUUCUUUUUAAAAGAUGUUGAUAUCGAGGUCUUAAUUUAAUCAAAUGUUUCUUAAAUAUUCACAAUGCAAAAGAUUAUUGAGAUUCACUACCCUCGUAUUAAUCUCAAACAGCUCUUUAAUAAAUUCGAUGGUUUUCUUUAAUUAUUUUAAGAUAGUGCUAAAAAAUUUUCAUAUAAAAAUACUCCAGUCUAUCCACAACCUCUAGAAUUUAUUUAAUUUUCAGGAAAAAAUAACUAAAUAUUUGGAAAAUUUUAUGAGUUAAGCAAUAGGGAAAGCUCUCUAAAUAACUACCUCAAUUAUCACUUCAAUAUUUUAAGAGAAGACUAUAUUUAUGAGAUGAGAAAAUAAAUAAGUUACUUAUCUGAAAAAGGAUUCGAUGAAAACACUGUUAACAUAAAUUUAUAUUAAAAUAUUCGUUUAAAAUCAUUUGAAAUAAACAAUUAUUAUUUGUUAUGGAAAAUAUCUCUAUAAUAAUAUCAAUUAGAUGGUAGAAGAUUAAAAACUAUUGAUUGGGAAAGAUCAAAAAAAUUAAGUCGAGGAUCUCUAAUUUGUAUUACUAAUGUUGAGUGUCAUCUUUUACUUUUUGGUGUCAUCACUUAAAGAAGUACAAAUUAAGAAGACUAUUACAAUUUUAAUAGAAUUAAUUUAGAAUUUAGAUUUUUAAAUCCAAGAUCUCAAAUUUUGGAAUUUUUAACUUUAUUAAAUCAAAAAACAAUUUUAUUUGAAUAUCAGAUUUAAAUCGAAACUUAGAUUUAUUUUUUGGAAGCAUUAAAACAAAUCGAAAAAUUGCCUUUUGAAAAUUUUAUUCUCAAAAAUUGGAGAUAAGUUUCAAAUCCAAAAUAUCUUCAAAAUAAUAGAUGCUUUGAUAUAGAUUUAACUGGAAAUUAUGUAUAUUCUGGGAUAAAAGUUGAUUUAUCAUAGGCAAUAUGGCCUUAAAUGAAAUCAACUUUAGAUGAAUCAUAAUUAAAUGCAAUAAAGUUAAUUCUUACUAAAGAAGUAUCUUUAAUUUAAGGACCUCCAGGAACUGGGAAAACUUACUGCGGUUUAUUAGCUACCAAAAUCCUAUAUGAAAAUUAUUUCACAAUUAAUAGUCCCAUUCUGAUAGUUACUUAAACAAAUCAUGCUCUAGAAAAAUUUUUAGAAGGUCUAGUUAAACUGGUUCCGUUCAGAGAUAUAGCUAAACUUGGAGGUGUUCCAAAAUCUGCUGCCAUUAAAGACUGCCAUUUUUAAUGUAAAUCAGAUAUUCAAUUUAGUUGGAAUGAUUUCAAAGAUCUUAAAAAAUAAUUAAUAAGAAUCUUUGAAAGAUUAAGCUCAUAUGAUUACUUUAUAAGUGAUAAAGAUAUUAAUAGAUACUGGCCUGAAUUAAGUGAAAAAUUAAUUAGUGAGUUUUAGAUCGAUAAUCGUUUAAAUAGAUCAUAAAUUGAUUUGUAAGCAGAAGAGUUAAUCUUAAAUAGCUGGCUUGAUGGAAAAUGUCCAAAAGCUUCAAUGCUUAGAUAACCCUAUAAUCUAUUUGGAAUGAGCGAUUAUUUUAAGAAAUCUAAGAUCUGUAAAUUAGAAUAAAAAAAUAAUAUUCUAGGAAGGAAUCCAGUAGAAUACUAUUACGAGAAUGAAUCAGAAGAUUUAGAUGAAUUUUUAGACUCCGCAGAUGAAUAUGAUUAAUAUGAAUUGGAUUAUCAAUAUGAAUAAAAACAUAAUGAGUUUUUAGUUAACUAAAAUAAUUUUAACUCCUUAUAUGAUUUUUAAGGAAUUGAAAAGAUUUAAGAAGAUUUAAAAGAUGAUGUUCUUAAUCCUUGGGAACUCAACUAUUAUGAUAUAAAGUAAAUAAUUAAAUAUUUGGAGUAUCUGAAAUCUAAGGAGGAUUGUUUAUUGUUUGAAAAAACGUAUUAGCAAUUUAAGGAGAUGUCAUAAACUUUAAAAAAUCUUUAUGAUAAAGAAGAAAUAAAAAAAUUAAGCAAAUACAAGAUUAUUGGGGUUACUGUAGCUUCUGCAGCAAGACAUAUAUUAAAAUUAUAGGAAUUAAAUAUAAAAGUGCUGGUAAUGGAAGAAGCUGCAGAAGUGUUGGAAUCUCACACUGCUUGCAUCUUGAUGAAAAAUUUAUAGCAUCUAAUUUUAAUAGGAGAUCAUUUGUAAUUGAGACCUUAAUUGAAAUGUUAUGAUUUAAAAAAAUAAUCAAACAUAGACGUUUCAUUAUUCGAAAGAUUUUAUUAAAAUUAGAUUCCAAAAGUGAAAUUAACUUCUCAACGGAGAAUGAAAACUAAGUUUGCUGAUUUUAUAAGGCUUAUCUAUGGAAAUCAAUAUUUAGAUGAUAAUUACGUUUAAUUAAAUAGAAAUAAUGAAGAGAUUAUAGGUUUAAAUGAGGACUUAGUAUUUUUUAAACAUCCUUGGUUAGAGGGUGAAGAUAAGAAAUCAAAAGAAAAUAUUAAAGAGGCUGAAAUGAUAACUAAAAUGGUUUAAUACCUUAUAGAGGCUGCAUACAGGUAAUAAUAAAUUACUGUUCUAUCAUUUUAUCUAAGGCAAGCUUAGAUUAUAUAGAAGCUUUUAAUAAAAAGUCACCUAAGUAAAGUAAAGGUUUAGACAGUUGACAAUUAUUAAGGUGAAGAAAAUGAUAUUGUAAUAAUUUCAUUAGUCAGAAAUAAUUUUUAAAAUAAACUUGGGUUUAUAGAGAGUAGCAAUAGAAUUAAUGUAGCUUUAUCAAGAGCAAAAAUAGGUCUGUAUGUAUUCGGUAGCUUUGAUUUCAUUAAAAAAGCCUCAAGCAGCGAUUCCUUGUGGUAAAAAAUUAUUGAUAUGGCAUAUGCUAAAAAAUGUUUAAAUAAUUUUAUAACUUUAAAAUGUUUGAAUCAUGGUACUUUAAGAAAAGUUUAAUAACCAAGUGAUUGGUUCAAAUUUUAAGCAGGUUGUUGUGAUAAGAUUUGUGACUAUAAUUUUGAAGGUUGCAAUCACAGAUGCACAAAAUAGUGCCAUUUAGGAAAUCAUUAUCUAGAAAAAUGUCCCGAAAAGUGUGAAAAAUUAUUAGAAUGUGGGCAUAACUGUGAACAAUAAUGCAUUUAACCAUGUAAAUGCACUUAAUAGAUUCCUAUAAAAUUACCUAAUUGCAACCAUGAAGUUCUUGUAAUUUGUGGUUAAGAUCCUUUGAAUAUAAAAUGUUAAAUGGAUCUUCAAUUAACCUAAUAAAAUUGUUUACAUAUACUUAAUUUUAAAUGCUUUGAAAGGGAAAGCGUUGACCCCAAAUGCUAAUAUGAAUGUGAAAGAAAGCUUCAAUGUGGCCAUAUUUGCAAGAAGAAAUGCUGGCAAGAGUGUUAGCCUUGUGAAGAUUAAUGCGAAAAAGUUAAAUAUUGUGGACAUAAAUGUUAAAAUUUGUGUCGUUAACCAUGUUCGAGUUGUAAUUAAGAUAUUUCUAUAAAAUAUGAUUGUGGGCACAUCAUUAAAAAAUCGUGUUAUUACAUCUAAGAUCUCUUAAUUUUAAAUCAAAAUAUCAAUCCUUUCUUUUUUAGAUCAUAAAUUGGAUAAAAAUACUUAAAAGAUUUAUUUUAAAGAUUGGCUAUAGGUAGUAGAGAUGCUUUUUAAAUAUUUAACAAUCAAGCAGAGUUUUAGUGUAAUGUCCCUUGUUAAAAACCAAGAGAAUGCGGGCACAUUUUUGAAUGCAAAAACUUAUGCCCUGAAGUUUGCACUCCAUGUGAAUAUUAAUUUCCUGUAACUUUAAAAUGUGGUCAUUCAUACUAAAUUUUAUGCAAAAAUAAGGAUGGUUUCUUAAAAAAUUUCGUAUGUAAAAAAUAGUGCAUAAGACAGUAUAAAUGUGGACAUCAACAACAAUGCAAAUAGAUGUGUUUUCAAUAAUGUACUCCAUGUAAAGAAAUAGUAUUAAAAUAAUUAAAUUGUGGGCAUCCAACUGUAAGAACAUAAUGCUUUAACAAUUACAUAUGCAAAAAACAGUGUACUAAAAUAAGAAUUUGUGGGCAUUCAUAUCCUUGUCAUAAUAAGUGUGGCUAAGAGUGUUCUCCUUGUUUAUAAAAAAUUUCUAGAACGUUAGCCUGCGGACAUUCAAAAGAGAUGAAUUGUUCUUCCACAGAUUUUACAUGCACAUGGCCAUGUCGCAGAUAAAGGUCUUGCAAGCAUAAUUAUCCUUGCUAUAAUUAUUGCUCACAAUAAUGUACUCCCUGUAAUCAAGUUAUGCUGUACACCUUAUCUUGUGGUCAUUAGACUUAAGUUUAAUGUUGGGUUUUAUAAGAUCCAUAUUAAAGACAAUAUAGUGAUACCUUUAAAUGUUAAAUUUGUCAUUAUAACUUCUGA